UUGACGUCACCGUCGGCGGAGGAGGCGACCGGCUGAGGUCGCCAAAGAGAGAGGGAGUUCGUGAACCGCUACGCGUUUAAAUGGCCGGCCGCACAUCACAGCGAACUCAGUUUUUCCAUUGCGCCACGAACAUCGAUUUAAAAUCUGACAUAUCUGAGAGAUACACAGAUAUAUUUUUACAUAUGUACAUAUAUAUUUAUUGUAGAUAUUCAGGUUUUUUUCAUUUUCGCGUUUUCAAUUCAAUUAGUGAUUAGAGAACCAUUUUGUAAUAUCAAACAAAGUAAAGAAGAGAGACUGGAAAUUUUAGGAAGAAGUUUUUUGCAAAGACCAUUCUACAUAUAACGCGGUUUAUCUUUUUCCUUGACGUAUACUCUUUGCCAAGACGGGGGCUUUAGUAAGAUUUAAUAUCACCGCGCGAAACGGUGAUGUUUCGAGGUAGCAGAGAGAAGCGUUCUUACGAUUGAAUGUAAAAUCCAGAUUCGAGAAGGAAAGAGAUCAUCGUGCUGCUUCUUCUUCUUAAGGAGACGAUCUCACAGAAUCAAACAAACACGGGUCUUCUUUAAGUCGUGUACUUAACAAACAUCUAUAAAAUGAAAAACGAUGCCUCGUCGGAUAAUCAGAACGGUUUGGAAGGAUACGUGAAUCAUGGCAUGAGCAGAUCCAAUGUGGACCUCAGUCACUCGUACGGAUCAUUUCACAAUUCGCACGAAAAUCAUCAAGGUUCUUCGGAUUUUAUUUUAAUUGAAGAGCCAGGGCAUGACGAGGUCAGACCGAAGAAAGGCCUUUUGGAGCCGACGUUGCAAUAUGCAAGGCGACGUGCCAAGGCUAUAUGCACGAAGAAAACCCUUUAUAAGAGGCUGCCGGUUUUGAAGUGGCUACCAAGAUAUAAUGGUCAAGAUGCAGUCGGCGAUCUCGUUGCCGGAAUUACCGUGGGCCUUACCGUCAUUCCUCAGUCGUUGGCAUACUCAAGAGUUGCCGGUUUACCACCGCAGUACGGCCUGUAUGGCAGUUUCCUGGGUUGCUUUAUUUACGUACUUUUUGGAUCCUGCAAGGACAUACCCAUGGGACCCACUGCCAUAAUUUCUUUGUUGACUUAUCAAACAGUAUCUCACUUAAACUACCCGGUAGAACACGCGGUUCUGUUGACCUUUUUGGUCGGAAUUGUAGAGUUAAUAAUGGGCAUGUUUGGACUCGGAUUUUUAAUAGAUUUCGUGUCCGGUCCGGUAAGUUCCGGCUUUACAUCGGCGGUGGCUUUGAUAAUCGUUACAUCGCAAGUUAAAGACAUCCUUGGCAUUUCUGCCAAGGGCUCACAAUUCAUAGAAAUGUGGCAUAGCAUCGGCGAUCAUAUACACGAGACAUCGGUCUGGGACGCCGCUUUUGGAGUAUCCUGCAUAGCACUGUUGUUAGGUUUGAGAUUACUAUCCUCAUGGAAAAUUGGUUCGAAAGAGGAAGAACUUACUACAAGGCAUCGAAUUGUAAAUAAAUUAAUUUGGCUGACCGGUACUUCACGAAAUGCACUUUUAGUGGUAGUUUGCGGCUUAUUGGGUUGGGGUUUGCAGGACAAACUACCCCUCAGACUUAUCGGUUACAUACCGGACGGCAUGCCAGCUUUACAAGUCCCACCGUUUGGUUUCACUAAAGAUGAAAACACGACGGUCACUUUUAUUGAUAUGGUUAAGAAUUUGGGCAGCGGUAUUUUCGUUAUUCCACUCAUCUCUCUGAUGGAGGAUAUUGCUAUUUGUAAAGCCUUCGCUAAUGGAAAAUCCGUAGACGCUACACAGGAACUGAUAGCAAUCGGUAUGUCAAAUAUCGGAAAUUCUUUUGUGCAAGCUUUUCCGAGUACAGGCUCCCUCAGCAGGAGCGCGGUAAACAAUGCUUCCGGUGUCAGAACGCCUCUGGGUGGGGUUUAUACCGGUCUGUUGGUGAUUUUAUCUCUACUAUUUCUCACUCCAUAUUUUAGCUACAUUCCGCGUGCCGCUCUAGCGGCGAUCAUUAUAGCCGCGAUCAUCUUCAUGGUUGAAGUCAAAGUAGUACGACCGAUGUGGAGAACAAAAAAAUCAGAUCUCAUCCCAGGUUUAGGCACGUUUAUCGCGUGUCUGGUGCUGCCACUGGAAAUAGGUAUUCUCUGCGGAGUCGGCAUAAAUAUUCUCUUUAUCCUGUAUCACGCCGCUAGACCAAAAAUAUCUGUAGAGAAGCUCAAGUCUCGUCAUGGGAUCGAAUACUUAAUGCUGACGCCAGAUCGUUGCCUGAUCUUCCCGUCGGUGGAUUACGUACGCAAUUUGGUGACUAAGUACAGUCGACGUGAAGAGAAAGCAACACCUGUGGUGAUCGACUGCACGCACAUUUACGGCGCGGAUUUCACGGCCGCUAUGGUAAUCGAAACCCUGACAAAAGACUUCCGCGCGAGAGGUCAGCCGCUCUUUUUCUACAACGUGAAACCAUCGGUGUACUCCGUCUUCGAGGGCGUCGAACCUACGGAUUUUUUCGUCUACUAUACCGAAGAAACGUUAGACAAGUUGCUAAAUGAAAGAGGCUACAUGAAGCAGUAGAAACGGUUUAGAACCGCGAGAGUUAGUUCUAAACUGGGAAAUGUUCUUCCCAAUCACGUUGCUUUCAUCACAGCUCGUGUAUUUCAAGAUACUUAUUUACGUGACAAGAAACGAGAGUGAUAAAAAACAAAUAAAAGAAGCAACAGAACGCUUGUUCGACGACGUGACAUCCAAUAGAAAUUAGACUAGUUUCGUCAAAGCGUUUAUUAAAUUUUGCGACGACGCAAAUAAAUACGGGUCUUAAUGACAGUAUUUAAUACGUACGUUUAAAACUUUAAACGUAGCUCGAUGUAUGUGCGUGCACUUCAACAUUUGAAAGAUUCGAAUGUACAGAUGUCUUCUUAUAAUAUCUCACUCUUAUUAUAUUUACAUAUUUAUUUAACUUUACAACGAAGCGAAGACAUUAAUAUGAUUUUUUUCAUGUCAAUAUAUUUACUGUUUAAGUCUUUUAAGAGUGUUCGCAAUAAGAAAUUCUUUAAGAUAGGCGCGUAAAGAUUUUAUUUCAUAUUAUUUGUGCAUGUUAAAUUUGAAAUACUGUGAUAACUCGAUAAGUAAUGUUUAUAACAGAAAUAGUUUAUAGAACAUAUUUUUCCGACAAAAAGUGACAACUUGUACUCGAAGAAACAAUAUCUAUAUAGUUCUCGUGGACUUCUAAUAGUCAUUUUCAAUGUGCUUACUGGCUUCUAAAUUUACUGACCGCUUAUUCAGCAACAUUUAUUUACGUAAAAUAAUUUAUCUAUCUAUCUUUAUCGUUGAUUUCAUAUAAUUUAAAAUCUUUUUUUUUUCAAAGAUUGUAAUCCAUUAAUCAUAUAGUUACGGUAUAAAACAAUUGUGGAAUUUUAUACAAAAUUUUUAUAAAAUCUUAAUAGUUUUUUGAUAACGCCUUCUCGUCUAGCGUUGUCAAAAAGAAAAGUUGUCCUAGAUAGAUUGCGAAUGAACGAAGUACUUACAUGUAAAAAUGUGUUUAUUAUUAUAAGUUCGCACUGAAUACAUCAAUAUACAAUUUUAUAAUGUACAUUUUGUAAUUUUCAUUGUCACUAAAAUUUACUUUAAAAAAAAAAAAGUAAAAACACAUUGCAUCAAUAAGUUGCAAUGAUAAAUAAUUUUCACACUGUUAUGUUUUUUUAUAAUAAAAUACAUA
Messenger RNA from Pseudomyrmex gracilis, 3690 nucleotides. It is a transcript of the gene Esp, whose product is annotated as sodium-independent sulfate anion transporter. Gene Ontology annotation, biological process: transmembrane transport. The record is from RefSeq and is a predicted model, not a curated record. Bases 591 to 2549 code for a protein of 652 amino acids. The transcript has 11 exons. Gene Ontology annotation, cellular component: membrane. Gene Ontology annotation, molecular function: sulfate transmembrane transporter activity. NCBI's taxonomy places the organism in Eukaryota, Metazoa, Arthropoda, Insecta, Hymenoptera, Formicidae.